This is a messenger RNA of Loa loa (African eye worm), 458 nucleotides long. RefSeq names its product zinc finger protein. The record is from RefSeq and is a predicted model, not a curated record. The transcript has 2 exons. Gene Ontology annotation, cellular component: nucleus. The annotation marks the transcript as partial. NCBI's taxonomy places the organism in Eukaryota, Metazoa, Nematoda, Chromadorea, Rhabditida, Onchocercidae. Gene Ontology annotation, biological process: regulation of transcription by RNA polymerase II.
AUGUAAAAAAGUAUGAGUGUCCACAUGUGGACUGUAAUGCGGCCAUGCAGGACAAGGGUGAAUAUGACAAACAUUUCCGAACGCACGAUAAACCAUUUCGUUAUCAAUGCAAACUUCCCGGUUGUGGGAAGGAAUUCCACAAAUCAUGCUCAUUUUCUAGACACAAGAAAUUCUGUCAACACAAACCUCCGAUUGAGCGAAAGCAUAAAUGUCGUUAUUGUACUGCAACGAUACAGAUGGGAAAGGAAUAUUCAAAACAUCUUCAAACGCACAAGGAACAAGGUUUAUAUAAAUGUACUUGGUCUACAUGUGGAAAGAAAUGCCGUACCCUAAAAUUACUUCGAGAGCAUUACGAGAAACAUCAACCUAAACUUCAAUGCGAAAUCUGUGGCUCUUUCUUAUCUUAUAAGAGAGCACUACGAGAGCACAAGAAACAAUACCACGGAAUUAGAGGUUAG